CAUAUCCAACGUCUCAACUUCACUAUGUUUUGACUCAACUCCUUCCACAACGUCACGCAUCUCAAGAACACCCCCGCAUUAAACGACUAUACUCUCUUACACACCCUCUCUCUCCUCCCUGGAUCUCACCUCAACUUAAGCACGCGUACCUCUUUCAUCUUUAUCUUAUUUACCAAUUUGAAUUCACUCCAUUUAUCUCAUUGACAAUUCUCACAUCUCUAAAUUCAUCAGUUUCAGGAAAAUAUUGCUGUUUCCUCACCUCUUUUAUCGUUAAAAUCUUUUUUUCCAAUAGUAUUUAUAAGUAGGAUUUGUGAAUUUCCGUAUUUGAUUAUUCACAACAAUCUUCUUUUCCAGCUCAUCGUUCUUCAAAAGAUUCGUCAAUUUCAGGAAUUGUUAAUCUUUUGAUUGAAAAUUUUGAGAUAUAAGAUUAGGUCAAUAUGUUGUGGAAGUCUGCUUCUAUCAAGUACAAUGGAAAGUGCGUUCGCUUGGUGGUGUUUUUCCGUGUUAUUCUGUAAAAAUUCUCUGUUUUUGGAAACUUCUAGACAAUCGAGCAUUUAUUUGGAGUAUAUUAAAAAUUGGCAAUCUGGUUGGUGGUCUUUGUUGAGAAUGUUCAUUGCGAUUAACAAAGAGGGACAUCAAACUAUUGAAGCUGUGGUCAAGAUUACCAUGAAUGGUGGGAUUAUUGGGUACAACAGAUUGAUGCUUGUUUGUCAGGCUGAGUAUUUCCGUCAAUUGCUUAAGCCUGUUACGUAGUCUAACAAAGCAAUUUCGUGGGACGAACGGGAGGGACUGCCUUGCUCAUGCCAUUUGGGAAGGCAGUAAAACACCUAUAUUUUUUUCUGUUUGCGUUUGUCGGCUGAGUAUUUCCAUCAAUUGCUUAAGCCUUUAAAAUAGUUUAAGUAAAGCGAUCUCGUGGAACAUUGGGACGUAUAUUGCGUUUGUUGAUGCUCAUUCUUUUGAAGGUAACAACAUAGAUGAAUAUGAUUGUGUCUUGGUGGUGAUUGACAGCUAUUGAUAUUGCAUGCUCUCUUUCAAUAGCUACAAUUUGCUAGUUAUUCUUCUCCACUGUUGUUGAGCUGCUUCUAGUUAAAGUGUUCGAGGAUCUGAUUCUUAGUGGUAGAGACCUUUGAUAAAGGUUGGUCAUUCAAGUGGAUAGCUCAUGCAGAAUACGCGGAAUUUCUCAAUUAGACGAGGGUUGGUCCCUCCGGAAAAUCAGACUCGGGUAAAUGAGUUCGAUAAUGUCUCUCCUGCAUCUGCCUUUGUUGGAAUCUUACCUUCCGCCCCAAAGAUGCCAAGAUCUUUGCAUGAUGUCCAAUUUCAGCCUUCUGAAAUAUGCCCUCAGAAUUUCGUCAUUGUUGAUGAAACUGAUUACCAUAGUCAGAUCAUGUUCAAUCCUGCAAUUGCACAGACCUUAAGCUAUCCUCAUAUGGAUUUCCACGAAACUUCCAAUAGAGAAUCUACUGAGGAAAAACAUGAAAAUAAUUUUGGAGGCAAUUCUUCUCCACUUAUUGAGGAUUCAGAGUACAUUGACUUAUUAAUGAGCUUAGAUGACCAAGAAAACUCUGAAGAGGAAGAAGUCAGUACAGCAAGGACUCAGGGUCACGAUGGGAGCAGCUCUCCUGAAUCUUGCUGUAAUUAUGCAUCAAAAAGCCAAAAGGUAACAUACCCGUCUUCCAUCAAGAGGUCAUCUGCCGGUGGAAGCAGCCACAGUGUCAAGAAAAGAAAGGAAGCACGUAAGAUGGUCAAGGCAUUACGAGGAAUGGUUCCUGGAGAUGACGAGAUGAAUACUGCAGCUGUUUUCGAUGCAGCAGUUGUGUACCUCAAAGGCUUGGAGGACAAGGUGCAGAAUCUCGGACUGAGUAAUCUCACACACUUUCCUUGAACCGAUUGCUGGGAAACUCUAUGGGUUAUUCUUGCUGCUAUUGGCUGCCUAGGACCUUUCUAUUAUCUUUUUGCAUCUUAAGCAUGGACAAUGGAUUUAACAGAUGUAAUCCAAUUAUGUUUUUGGCUUUUGCUGACAGUUUCUAACUAAUGGCGCAAUUCAACUUUUUCCGGACACGUGCGCAUUCCGGACACGUGCGCUCUUGUGAAAAGGACGAUUCUGUCACUCUUUUAACAGUGAUUUCGGUUAAACGUGCAUUAGUAGCGGCUUAUGUAUACUUAAUUAUGAUCCAGUGCUGCUUUCUGCAAGCGUGAUGUUAUUAUAUCUUGAAUUUACAUUUUGUUUAUGAACUUUAAAGAGUACUAUCCCAUCAUAUUAUAUGUUGGAGAUCAUAUAGACAGAAUAAUGAUGGUAAUAUAUGCUGUUUUAUGUGGUC
This is a messenger RNA of Beta vulgaris subsp. vulgaris (sugar beet), 2318 nucleotides long. Its product is annotated as transcription factor bHLH144. The record is from RefSeq and is a predicted model, not a curated record. Lineage: Eukaryota; Viridiplantae; Streptophyta; Magnoliopsida; Caryophyllales; Amaranthaceae. The transcript is spliced from 5 exons. The coding region runs from base 1160 to 1882 and encodes 240 amino acids.